AUGUCUCAGGUCGUCCUCCCCGCGCUCAUCCCCGACAUCCCACGGAUCUACAAAAUCUACUUUGACGCCUUUCGCGCCGACAAGAUGGGCUCCCUGAUGCUGCAGAUCCUCUUCCCGGGCAUCGUCGACGAGGAAUUCCUCAAGGCCCAUGCCGCCGGCACGCUCAGCUACUGGCACCUGAGCGACUGCCAGUACACCCUCAAGGUCGUCGACACGACCACCGGCGACAUCAUCGGCAUGGGCCUCGGCGACGCCUAUCUGCGCGAGCGCACCGUGCCAGAGCGUGCCAACCACGGCGUGCCGUGGCUCGAGGGAGAGCAGAGAGCGCGCGCGGAAAAGGUCCUGAAUCCCUUGUGGGAGGUGCGGGAGAGGCUGUUUGGAGGCCGCCGUUACAUCUACUGUCAUGUCAUCGCCAUUGACCCCCGGCACCAAGGCCGCAAGGCCGGCGCCCUCAUUGUCCAGUGGGGCAUCGACCUAGGCGAGAACGCGGGCCUGCCAGUGUACUUUGAGUCUUCGCCAUCUACCGUGGGCCUUUACAAGAAGAUGGGCUUCGAGGUGCUCGAGGAGAAGAUUGUGCACGAGGCGGCGCUGCUCGGGACCGACGAGGACAUUGUGGUGCCGCUCAUGGUCAAGAUGCCGUCGUGCGCCAACGGCAUGUCUUUCAAGGAAUGGCGCGAGACAGGGUAUCCGGAGUUCACCAAAAAGUAUGAACCAAUGGUCAAGGGGCGGCAGAUUGCCUGUUAG
Molecule: messenger RNA, 744 nt
Organism: Cordyceps fumosorosea ARSEF 2679
Lineage: Eukaryota; Fungi; Ascomycota; Sordariomycetes; Hypocreales; Cordycipitaceae
Product: Acyl-CoA N-acyltransferase
Exons: 2
Coding region: 1-744 (247 amino acids)
Molecular function (GO): acyltransferase activity, transferring groups other than amino-acyl groups
Source: RefSeq, a predicted model, not a curated record